Messenger RNA from Aspergillus bombycis, 1788 nucleotides. RefSeq names its product NADP-dependent malic enzyme MaeA. The transcript is spliced from 6 exons. Gene Ontology annotation, molecular function: NAD binding; malate dehydrogenase (decarboxylating) (NAD+) activity. The coding region runs from base 1 to 1788 and encodes 595 amino acids. Gene Ontology annotation, biological process: malate metabolic process; pyruvate metabolic process. Lineage: Eukaryota; Fungi; Ascomycota; Eurotiomycetes; Eurotiales; Aspergillaceae. The record is from RefSeq and is a predicted model, not a curated record. Gene Ontology annotation, cellular component: mitochondrion.
AUGGCUCGUCUCCCUUCACAGCAAGGCCGUCAGGUCCAUGCGACCUCGACGUCGUAUGUGAAUCAUGCCACUCCAGUAGAGGCCAACUUUGAUACAGCCAACCCUCCUUACAUCCGCAAGUACCUCCGCACGUACGGUCUAACUCCCCCGCGCGCCGAAUCCUACGAGGUUCAGAAAACAAGAUGUCUGGCACAAUUGGCCUUGAAGCAAACCCCCAUUGACAAGUUUCUCUAUCUGAGCACUCUUCGCAAGAACAAUGUGCAUCUGUUCUAUCGUCUAGUGACGGAUCAUCUGAGGGAGCUUACCCCUCUGAUCUAUACCCCGGUCGUCGGUGAAGCUUGCCAGAGAUGGUCCGAGAUCUACCAGCAACCGGAAGGUAUGUACCUAAGCUGGGAAGAUCGCGGCAAUCUUGCUGCUGUCAUUGCCAAUUGGCCCCAGCCCCAUGUGGAGAUCACAUGCAUCACCGAUGGCUCCCGAAUUCUCGGCCUCGGCGACCUUGGCAUCAAUGGGAUGGGUAUUCCCAUUGGCAAGUUGGCGCUCUACACUGCAUGUGCAGGUAUUCGCCCCGAGGCCACCCUUCCUUUGACUUUGGAUCUGGGAACAAGCAACAAGACUCUCCGGGAAGACCCGUUGUACAUGGGUAGCCGCCGUGACAAGAUUACUCCGGAAGAGGAGCGGGAGUUCAUGGAUGAGUUGAUGGCCGCUCUUACGGAACGUUGGCCUGGCAUUGUCAUUCAGUUCGAAGACUUCAAGAACCCCUUCCCUGCCUUGGAGCGCUACCGUGAUAUUUACACGUGCUUCAACGAUGAUAUCCAGGGCACGGGAGCCGUCAUCCUGGGUGGAGUCAUCAACGCCGUGAAACGCUCGGGUCUUCCUUGCAAGGAUCACCGUGCUGUCUUCUUCGGUGCGGGAAGUGCCGGUGUCGGUGUUGCUAAACAGAUUGUUGCUUUCUUUAUGCGUGAGGGCAUGACUGAGGAAGAGGCCCGGUCCUGCUUCUACCUGGUCGAUACCAAGGGUCUCGUCACCUCUGACCGUGGCGACAAGCUCGCCGACCACAAGGUCUACUUCGCCCGGGAGGACAAUGGUGGUCAACAGUACAAGACCCUGGAGGAUGUUGUCGACUAUGUGAAGCCAACCAUUCUCAUGGGUCUGUCUACCAUUGGUGGCGUCUUCACUCCAGAGAUCCUGCGCAAGAUGGCCGACUGGAACACCGCUCCUAUCAUUUUCCCUCUUUCCAACCCCUCCUCCAAGUCGGAGUGUGACUUCGAGACCGCUAUCACUAACACUGAUGGUCGGGCUCUCUUUGCCUCUGGCUCUCCCUUCCAGCCCGUCUCAUUCACUAACUCCGCUGGAGAGACCCGCACCUACUAUCCCGGCCAAGGCAACAACAUGUAUGUCUUCCCCGGUAUCGGUCUGGGUACGAUCCUCUCCAAGGCAGUCAAGAUCACCGACAGCAUGAUCUAUGCCUCUGGUGCAGCCCUCUCGCAGGCCCUGACUGCGGAGGAGAUUGAUCGCGGUCUCCUCUAUCCCGACUUGACCCGGAUCCGCCAGGUCAGCGUUGUGGUGACGCGCAAGGUCAUCCGUGCCGCACAGGAAGACAAGGUUGAUCGUGAGACCGCCUUACGCUCCAUGAAUGAUGACGCGCUUGAUGCCUGGAUCAAGGCCCGCAUGUAUGACGCUCACAGCGAAGUUCUGGCCUUGGAGAGGGAAGUUGGUGCCCUCCUGCACAACCUGAACCCAUCCUCGCUCCUGAACGGGCUGUCGAAUGACGAGAAUGCCAAGCUGUAA